AUGCAGCUCACCCAACCCACGGCAGCCAAGCUGCUGCUCCUCUGGGCGUCCGUCGCGACGGCGAUGCCGCACUUUGACAGCCCGCGCGAGCGUCUGCUCCGGGGCAUGGAGAUCCCCGCGAGCUACCGUAAGAAGAGCGCCUUCGCCGACGAGUCGAACGCGAAGAACCCGUACACCCCGGGCUUCCGGGACCCCAACGACGGCGCCGUCGACUCGGUCGGCGACGGACUCGACCCGCUGCCCUACCGCAACGGGCUGGGCUCGUCGGUCCUGGGCCCGUGGAACAAGGAGCGCUCGCGCCAGAACCCGGACCUCGUGCGCCCGCCGUCGACGGACCACGGGAACAUGCCCAACAUGCGCUGGAGCUUUGCGGAUUCGCAUAUUAGAAUCGAGGAGGGCGGCUGGACACGCCAGACAACCGUCCGCGAGCUGUCAACCAGCGUCGAGCUCGCCGGCGUGAACAUGCGCCUCGGCGAGGGCGUCAUCCGCGAAUUGCACUGGCACAAGGAGGCCGAGUGGGCGUACGUCCUGGACGGCGAGGUCCGCGUGACGGCGCUCGACUACGAGGGUGGCAACUUCAUCGCAGACGUCGGCAAAGGCGAUCUGUGGUAUUUCCCGAGUGGUGUUCCUCACUCGCUGCAGGGAUUGAGCCCCAACGGCACCGAAUUCCUUCUCAUCUUUGACGACGGCAGGUUCUCGGAGGAGUCUACCUUUAUUCUCUCUGACUGGCUUGCCCACACCCCCAAAUCCGUCAUCGCCGAAAACUUCCACCUCGACCCCGAGAUCUUCAAGCACAUCCCCGAGGGCGAGAAGUACAUCUUCCAAGGCACCCUGCCCGGGUCCAUCGAAGACGAGCGGCCGACCGGCAAGCACGCCAAAAAGUCAAAGUACAACUUCGUGCACUCGAUGCUCGCGCAGGAGCCCGAAAUCACCUCGGGCGGCGAGGUGCGCAUCACCGAUUCCAAGAACUUCCCCAUCUCCAAGACGGUCGCCGCCGCGCACCUCACGAUCCAGCCGGGCGCGUUGCGCGAGAUGCACUGGCACCCCAACGCCGACGAGUGGUCCUUCUUCAUCAAGGGCCGCGCGCGCGUCACCAUCUUCGCGGCCGAGGGCACCGCGCGCACGUUCAACUACGUCCCCGGCGACGUGGGCAUCGUGCCGAAGAACAUGGGGCAUUUUGUCGAGAAUAUCGGCGACGAGCCGAUUGAGAUGCUCGAGAUCUUUAGGGCGGAUGAGUUCCGUGAUUUCUCCCUCUUCCAGUGGAUGGGAGAGACGCCUAAGAAGCUUGUGAUUGACCACCUGUUCAAGGGUGAUAAGGAGAAUGGCGAGAAGUUCUGGAAUGAGGUGAAGGAGGCGCAGAAGGAUCCCGUGACCAAGUACCAGAAGACGGAUGUCAAGGCUGGUGGUUCGGUUCUCGACGGAGCUUCUGAUGAGUUGUAG
Molecule: messenger RNA, 1440 nt
Organism: Colletotrichum siamense
Lineage: Eukaryota; Fungi; Ascomycota; Sordariomycetes; Glomerellales; Glomerellaceae
Gene: oxdC-1
Product: Oxalate decarboxylase OxdC
Exons: 3
Coding region: 1-1440 (479 amino acids)
Biological process (GO): oxalate metabolic process
Source: RefSeq, a predicted model, not a curated record